Molecule: messenger RNA, 1106 nt
Organism: Arachis ipaensis
Lineage: Eukaryota; Viridiplantae; Streptophyta; Magnoliopsida; Fabales; Fabaceae
Product: adenine phosphoribosyltransferase 3
Biological process (GO): adenine salvage
Cellular component (GO): cytosol; cytoplasm
Molecular function (GO): adenine phosphoribosyltransferase activity
Source: RefSeq, a predicted model, not a curated record
UUUUACUCAUAUUAAUCAUGAUAGUAAUUACUUCUUCUAAGAUAUAAUAAACAAUGAAUGGUCUCUAAUUACUUCCCAAUGACUAGCUGUAGCGUUGUUAUAGUUGAUGCGAACACAAACAAAUCUCUGAGCUGAGAUGCUGCACAGAUAGAUAAUUUAAGACACAACCAAUCACUUUGGUUUCUUCAUUUCAGAACACAUUUUCUCCCUCCUCCCUUUAUAAAUUAUAAAGAUCGCACAUACUAACAUAACACACACACAACACUCAUUCUUUUUUCCUUCUCUCUCUCUCUCUCUACUCAUUACAGAACACAAUGUCGGCUUACAGAGACGAAGACCCCCGUCUUCAUGGCAUCAAAACUAAGAUUCGUGUCGUCCCACACUUUCCCAAAUCCGGAAUAAUGUUCCAAGACAUCACUACUCUCUUGCUCGAUCCCAAAGCCUUCAAGGACACCAUCGACUUGUUCGUGGAGCGUUACAAAGGCAAAAACAUUUCUGUUGUUGCAGGAAUUGAAGCUCGGGGUUUCAUAUUCGGUCCUCCCAUAGCAUUGGCAAUAGGAGCAAAGUUUGUACCAUUGAGGAAACCAAAGAAGUUACCUGGGAAAGUGAUAUCUCAAGAGUAUAUUCUGGAGUAUGGAAGGGACUGUCUUGAGAUGCAUGUUGGAGCAGUUGAAGCUGGUGAACGCGCUAUAGUGGUUGAUGAUUUGAUUGCAACUGGCGGAACACUCUGUGCUGCUAUGGACUUACUCGAACGUGUGGGAGCAGAGGUAGUGGAGUGUGCCUGUGUAAUAGAAUUGCCAGAACUGAAGGGGCGCGAACGGUUGAAUGGGAAGCCUUUGUAUGUGUUGGUGGAAUACUUGGAAGUAUGAGAUAACACAAUUGCAAUGGCAAUGCCUAUGGCUAUGGCUGCCUUUUCCCAUACAAAUUAAUCAAUAUUUGUAUCACCCUCUCCUCUCAUCUCUUCUUCCUGCCUUACCCUUAAAUAAAACUUCAUAACUUUGGCUACACCCAUUUUAUUCUACAUUUUCUUUGGUUUUUUCUGCUGUCUCUCUGUGUUUGCUGGGGAAUUGGUCCGAAUCAAACUAAUUAAUAUUGGAUAAGUCGCA